Messenger RNA from Insectozyma verbasci, 1567 nucleotides. Lineage: Eukaryota; Fungi; Ascomycota; Pichiomycetes; Serinales; Debaryomycetaceae. The record is from the annotation of a GenBank genome assembly.
AUGAAUCAACAACAACAGAAUCAAAAAGACAGAUUAGAAGAUUUAAGAAAUCAUUUAUUACAAUCAUUAUCAACAUCUGAACAAUUACUUAAAGAUUUUAGGUUAAAUACACCUGAAUAUUCUUCAAUUACCGUUGCAGUUGUUCUUGAAUUAAUACUUGAUGUUAAUUUAAAACAAUCACUCACUUUAAUUGAAUUGCUCAGUUCUAAAGAAAAAGUUCCAAUUGUUAUCCCGGAGUUAGAAGAUUUAGAUACCAUAGAAAUAUUAAAUAGAGAAGCUCCUUCUAUUGUUGAAAUGAUUACAGCAGUUAAUACUAUGAGAUAUAUUAUGGAAAAUCCUGAUUCUAUUAGUUCUGACGAUUCUUCCGAAUCAGAUACAGAAAUUGGUGAAGAUGAUGAAGAUAGCGAAGAUAAAGAAGUUAAUGAUCGUGAAUCAGAAACUGAACCAAAGAUAAAAACUGCUAAUAUGAGUAAUGAAUAAAGAUUGAAGGUAUUAUUAGAUUCAAAUUCGAUACCGUUUUUUAUUAUUUGAAUAUAUGGUGAUUUAUUUAAUACUACUUAUACGCAUGUGGUUCAGGCAUUUUUUAUUUUUUUAUUUUUGUUAUCAGUUUUCAUUAUGAAUAACAACAAUCCAUUAUUCAGGAAAACUUGAAAGAUAUUUUAGCAAAUGAAUUGGAAAAGUUACAAUAAAAUGUAAUGUAUGAUAGUAUUUGCAUCCUCUACAUCUUCUAAAUUUACGAAAACCAAAUCAUUAGAGUUUCAAAAGCCAGAUGCUAUGCAUCUCAUGAGAGACGAUAGAGAUUCAAAUACUGAUAAACAGCUGGAUGAUUUAAAUUUAGCACUUGGUAGCAAAAGCACUCACCAACCAGCCCAAACUUGUUUGAGUUUGUCGCCAUAAUGGUAGCGUUCAUAAGUUCAACUACCGCGAAAACUGGUUGAAGUCAUGGCGCUAUUGUAAACUCCAUUAUACAGAUCAGUUUUGACUCUUACAAAUCAAGAGCUAAUUAUGGACUAUAGUAUGCUGCUAUUUUAUGUAUCUGAGCUAAUUGAAAUAGGACUAGUCUUACAAUGAUUGUCUUAAUUUUUUUUACAAUUUGCAACACUUUUUAUUAAUAUUGGAUUCGCAAGAUCAAAUUCCUAAAGAUAAAAUUGAACAAACCAGAGAUGUUCUUUUAAGAUCAUUAUUUGAAUCAUCAGAAUCAAUGGAAAAUGCUAAAUUAACAACAGAAGAUGAAUCUUUUUCUCCUUCAAUUAUUUUUGAAAUAUUUUGUUCAAACUGAUUUAUUACAAUUACUUGAUUUUAUGAAAAAUGUUGGUUUUAGAGGUGGUAUUUUGGAGUUGGUUUUUCUGAUUUAGAAUCACUUAAAUUAUAUGUUGAUGAAGAAAGAAAUCGUUUAGAAUUUUAUCAAGGUCUUAAAAUUGGCGAAAUUGUCAAUAGAGAUUUGAUUAAAUUUGAUGCGUUGAAAACCGCUUUGAAAAUCAAAUCAGAAUCUGAUACUGGUGUUAUUGAUGCUAAUGAAGCUGAUACCAAAGCUGUUAAAUCAAAUGAAGUUGUUGAAUCAUUUUAA